This is a messenger RNA of Xyrauchen texanus (razorback sucker), 5438 nucleotides long. It is a transcript of the gene zbtb40, whose product is annotated as zinc finger and BTB domain containing 40. Lineage: Eukaryota; Metazoa; Chordata; Actinopteri; Cypriniformes; Catostomidae. The record is from RefSeq and is a predicted model, not a curated record. Gene Ontology annotation, biological process: regulation of transcription by RNA polymerase II. Gene Ontology annotation, cellular component: nucleus. The coding region runs from base 309 to 3011 and encodes 900 amino acids. Gene Ontology annotation, molecular function: DNA-binding transcription factor activity, RNA polymerase II-specific; protein binding; RNA polymerase II cis-regulatory region sequence-specific DNA binding. The transcript has 13 exons.
UUGUGUAUAUAAUAUGAGGUGAAGAAUCACAAUUUAUGAUUCCAGUAUUGCCAGAUUGUAUUGCUGAUAUUAUGUUCAUUGAUCUUAAUAUUGACCAACCGAUUUUUAGAUUUUGUUCUUUCUACAUUCAUGUAGACAGGAGCUGCACUAGCAUGACAGGAAAUAUCUUCCAGAGAGCGUUCCAAAGAUGGCCGACAGUGGACUUACUUGCUAACUUGCUAGAAAGACUUUGGUCAAAACGCAGCCGAAUGUUGCCUUUCGAAGGAGUAUAAAUAAAGAGCCGGAUAAUUUGAAUUUAAAGGUACAGGAUGGAACUCCCAAACUACAGCCGCCAGCUAAUGCAACAGCUGCAUGCUUUACGAAAAGAGAAGCAGUUUUGUGACUGCUCGAUCCUGGUGGGAGAAACCCCUCACCCUGCUCACAAACUAGUUCUGGCUGCCUCCAGCAUGUUAUUUAAGUCUGCUCUAGAGAGUUCUGACAGCAUCUCCAUUGACACAGAUUUACUGUCCUCUCAAGAGUUUUCUUGUAUUCUGGACAUGGUAUAUACUGGUAAACUGCCUCCUGGAAAACACAACUUCACACGACUCAUAGCUGCUGCCGACAGCUUGCAGAUGUUUGAUGUGGCCGUUGGUUGUAAGAACAUUCUCACCGACCUUAUGAAGCAAACUUCUGAGACUGUAAAUGCUGAGACAGAGGCUGUGGACUUAGUUAUAAAACAUGACUGUGCUGAGGGGAGACCUGAAAACUUAAAGGAGUCAUCUGGAUUGGAACAGUUGAAAAGGGACGAGAAGAAUUUUCAUGAGAAUAGUGCAAUUGAGUUUAUAUCUCAAAAUCAAGCUGGUAUUAAAAAGAUCCUACAGAGUGUACGGCCAUGUGUUAAGGUUCUUGAGACUUGGGACACAAUCCCUGCAGAGGAACGCCAGGUCAUGUUGGGUAGUUUUAAAGGAGAUCCAUCAGAAGAUGAGGUGUGUCAGCGGUUGCUGAGUUUAGUUAAGGAUGAGAGAGUUCUGUCAGCUCAAACGGUCCUUACAUUGCUAGACCAGCUAAAACAGAAGCAAAAUCCUGAUCCAGGAUCAGUCCAGGAGCACCAGGGACAUGAGAGCUGCCCAAUAGCCAUUUCUGCAAUUUGUUAUGCCAAAGGUCCUACGGCUGGUUUUUGGCUUUCUGGUGGACUUUUAGACAAUGUAUCAAAUCUAACUGGCCCCCUCUCCAGUGUCAACAAUCUCUCUGAGCUUUUGACCAUUGCAGUGAAUGACUGUAAAAAUGAAGAUGAAAAAGAGGUUGUGCUGGAGUGCUGUAGUGCUCCGUCUUCUAUGGAGGUUGUGGAAAGGUUGAUAUGUAAACUCAGAGAGACAAGCAUAAGUGAAGAAACAUUUCUAAUGCUGCUUCAUGUGGUCAAAGGAAGCUCCUCAGAUCUGACUCAACUUUUGGACACCCUGAAGGACACAAGAGCAUCUAUAUUUAAAAGAACAUCUCAGUCAGUCUCAAACAAUCAUGCAAAAUCUGAGGUGGAACAAGAAGGAUCUACGGCAGACUCUGAGGAUGAGGAGGAAACCUCUAAAACCAGAGGAAGAAAGAAGGCCGUUCUUGUGUCUUACACCUGCGAGUGGUGUAAAAAGACUUUUGACUUUAAGUGUCGUCUGAUAAAGCAUAAGAAAUGUUGUGCCCUCUCGCCAUGUAGAGAGCAGCGCUGCUCAGAGUGUUCCAUGGCUUUUCCAACUCUGAAGAGUCUUCACCAGCACUGCAUCGAAGCCCACGGCAGCCUACCGGCCAAACAGAGGAAAACUGAACAAGUGUCAUGUGACAUGUGUGACAAGACCUUUAAACAUUCUUCAGGCCUGUUGUAUCAUAAACGCACUGAACAUUUCGAGGAGAGGCCGUAUGCAUGCGAGGAGUGCGGGGCGAAGUUUGCUGCCACCUCAUCUUUGAAGAACCACAUGCGUCUGCACACAGGAGAGAAACCCUUCCAGUGCAAACACUGUGACAUGAGCUUCUCCGUUGCUGCCGCUCUGUCCUACCACACCAAAAGGAAACAUGCUGAGGGUAAAAUGUACUGUUGUCAGUAUUGUUCUGCCUCAUUUGCGCAGUCCAUUGAACUGACUCGUCACGUCCGCACACACACGGGAGACAAACCGUACGUCUGCAAAGAGUGUGGGAAAGGCUUCAAUCAAGCCAACAGACUGUCCAUACAUCUUCAGAACUUUCAUAACAUCACAGAACCAUACGAUUGUCAGAAGUGCCGGGUGAGCUUCUCUUCGCUGGACGAAUUACGACAGCACAUUCAGGAAGUCCAUCCCAAAGAGCUGCACCAGUGUCCUGAGUGUAGCAAGAUCUUCAACAAUAAAGCCAAUUUGGAGAAACACAUGAACGUUCAUGAAGGCAACAAACCCUACAGCUGCAAGGCAUGCAAUAAGUCCUACCAGACACUCUCCGGCCUGUGGUACCACAAUCGUACUGCCCACCCCGAGAUUGUCGUUGCCCAGGGUAACAAACCCAUCAAAUCCCUGCUCCAUUGCGACAAGUGUGACAAGACAUUUAGCAACCAAAAAUGUCUGUUAAAACACCAAAUAACCAAUCACACAGAGGUGCGUUUGUGGAAGUGUGUGAAUUGUAGCAGAACUCUGACGAGUGAGCAGGAGUUACAGCAGCACACCUGCGGUGGACAGUCAAGUCAGGGCAGUUCUUUGUUUAGCUGUAUGGUCUGCUCUCUCCACUUCCCCUCAGAGCCGGAGUUCCAACAACACUUCCUGUCCAAACACCUGCAGGCCAUACAGGAAGAAGCGCAGUCACAGGCCUCCAGCUCGCAAACGGUGAUUCAGUGUGAGGAUGCAGUCGGUCAAGAGGCGGAGCAAGUGAUUAGCCUCAGCCAGUCCCAGAUUGAGGGGUCACCGCAGGUGUUUGUCGCUCUUGGUGAUCAACAGGAAACCCCUGCUGGCUCAGGAAUCGUGGCUGUCAGCAUGGAAGAUUUACUGAAUGGCACUGUGACUUUUAUUUGUGAGGAGGGCCAGUGAAAUGAACUACAAUCCAAAUAGACAGAAAACUACGGUCAGUUAAGCACUCAUACAAUGCAAAACUGUUUUGUUUUCCAGUAAAAUAUCUAAACAUCCUUGAAACAGAAAACUUGUAUAAUAGGAGCUAAGCAAAAUCCAUCAUGUUAAAAAAAUGGAUUUGCACUCCCUGCUGGAGCAGCUGCCCCCGCGACCCGACUUCGGAUAAGCGGUUGAAGAUGGAUGGAUGGAUGGAUGGAUGGAUGGAUGGAUGGAUGGAUGGAUGGAUUAAAAAAGGCUCAAGAUCACACAUCUCUGCCAUAAGUGCAAUCUUAAUAUAUUUUUGACAACUGACUGACUAGGUUUUAUCGAAAGUGUUCUGAGGAGCACAAACAGAGUUUAUUUUUACCAUUUUUAUUUGUUGUCAAAGCACAUAUCUACAUCUGCCCUUGAGUGCUAUGUACAUAGAUGUGCAAUGAUAAUUAAGACUUUGGACUGUUUCUAAAUGCUUUACUAUUGUGUCUCUAAAACAUUAUCUUAUAUAAAUUAUUUUGUGACCAUGCUGACUAUCUCUACAUCUACAAUAUAUAUAAAUCUGAUGAAUGUAGUUUUAAAUACAAUUGUGGCCAAUAAAUUGGCACCCUUAGUAAAUAUGAGGAAAGGCUGUGAAAAAUAUGAGAAAUAUGAAAGAUUACUGAUUAUCUUAUUGAUAUUUCAUCCAAAAUAUUCACAAAAAUCUAUCCUCUAAUGGAUAUCAAACAAUUGCAAACACAACACAAAUUUGAAUUAAAAAACAAUUAUUUCUGACAAAUAUAUGAGUGACAAUUAUUGGCACCAUUUUAUUCAAUCCUUUGUGCAACCUCCUUUUACUAAGAUAACAGCUCUGAGUCUUCUCCUAUAAUGCCUAAUGAGGUUGGAGAAGACAUGGCAAGGGAUCUGAGACCAUUCCUCCAUACAGAAUCUCUAGAUCCUUCAAAUUCCGAGGUUCACACUGGUGGACUCUCCUCUUCAAAUCACAACACAGGUUUUCUAUGGGGUUCAGGUCAGGGGACUGGGAUGGUCAUGGCAGAACCUCGAUUUUGUGGUCUGAACCAUUUUUGUGUUUAUUUUGAUGUAUGUUUUGGAUCAUUGUCCUGCUGGAAGAUGCAACCAGGGCCCAUUUUAAGAGGCAAUCAGGUUUUGAUUUUUUAUCCGUAUUUGAUAGAGCCCAUGAUGUAUCCAAAAAAGAUGUCCAGGACCUAUGGCAUAAAAACAGCCCCACAACAUUAAAGAUCCACCACCAUAUUUAACCGUGGGUACUGGGUACUUUUACCUAUGGCUACUACAUCAAACCCAUCUUUGGUGUUUGCUGCCAUAAAUCUCUAUCUGAUCAUAGAACCUGGUCCCAUUUGAAGUUCUAGUAGUGUUUGGCAAAUUGAAGACACUUGAGUUUGUUGUUGGAUGAGAGUACAGGCUUUUUUCUUGAAACCCUCCCAAACAACUUGGGAUGUAGGUGAUAUCUGAUUGUAGUUUUGGUGACUUUCUGACCCCAAGACCCAACUAAUUUCUGCAAUUUUCCACCUGUGAUCGUUGGAGAAUCUUUGGCCACUUGAACCUUCAACCACACCAUGCAUGGAGACAAUAUAGACACGUGUCCUCUUCUAGAACGAUUCUUACAAUCUCCAGUUGAUUGGAACUUCCUAAUUAUUGUCCUGAUGGUGGAAAUGGUCAUUUUCAAUGCUUUAGAUAUUUUCUUAUGACCACUUCCCAUUUUGUGAAGCUCAACAACCUUUUUCUACACAUCAGAACUUAAUUUUUUGGUCUUACCCAUUGUGAUGGCAGGGGCGGUUCUAGGGUCAUUGGACAUCCAGGGCUUAGCCCACAGACAUCCAUGUAUGCAUCAUAAUACACAUGAUGUUUUUUAAAAUAUGUUUAAAAGAUACAUCGGCAAAGAAUCCAUUUAUAAAUUAAGUAAAUGUCUUUCAAUAUUGUUUGUUAAAGAAUACAAAACAUAAAAAGUAUGCCUGAGCAUAAAAUGUGUUGGAUUGAAAAGGUCUACCAACUGCUUUAUUGCACCACUGUAGACAAUCAUUCACAAUCCAUCCUAUUAAUAUUGCUCUAUGCUAUUGUCAUUUUUAAUCAAACUCAUUGAACACAGGCUAUAUGUUUAAACCUACAAAUCCAGAGCCAUGACACCAAGCUGUAAUUCAUAUUAGGAACCUGCCUACAGAACAUCCACAAAUUAUAUCAUAUUCAUAAAAACAAAAUGCAUGAUCACAAGUGAGAUUACCAGACUUUUCAAGAUGUUAGAUUAACAAAUAAAAGUACAGCACAGGUAAGAUUUAAUAUGUGCACUGCUGCAGCCAUGGAUGACACUUUCAUAUUAUGUUGACAGUGAAUCCAAACUUCUUUGCAAUUACUGCAUUUUUAGAAGCUAUUUUUGUGAGAAUAAAUAAAUGCAUAAAUUAAUAA